Austrofundulus limnaeus is the source of this 443-nucleotide messenger RNA. It is a transcript of the gene ghrh, whose product is annotated as growth hormone releasing hormone. Gene Ontology annotation, biological process: growth hormone secretion; regulation of protein localization; adenylate cyclase-activating G protein-coupled receptor signaling pathway. The record is from RefSeq and is a predicted model, not a curated record. Gene Ontology annotation, cellular component: extracellular region; terminal bouton; perikaryon. Lineage: Eukaryota; Metazoa; Chordata; Actinopteri; Cyprinodontiformes; Rivulidae. Gene Ontology annotation, molecular function: peptide hormone receptor binding; growth hormone-releasing hormone receptor binding; growth hormone-releasing hormone activity.
GUUUGGACAGAGGGACACAUCCRUCCUCAAGACAUCUUCUAUAAAGAGCCCAGAAAAACAGCUGGACAAGGAAGCCUGUCCUCUGAGGGACAGAGCAGAGUUGCGCUCUGAGCGCCACGCUGACGCCAUCUUCACAAACAGCUACAGGAAGGUUCUGGGUCAAAUAUCUGCCAGGAAGUUCCUGCAGACCAUCAUGGGCAAACGACUGGGAGAUGAAAGUGAGAGCUACAUGAAACGUCAGUCAGAUAUCUAUGAAGGAACAUUUAAAGAAGACCUCACAUCUAUCCAGAGUGAAAGGUACAGAGGCGUGCAGGGCAACGUCAUUAGGCCAAGACUGCUGAGUUGAGGACGAACUGAAGACGAGCAACCAUCACAGCUUGUUUUUUUUUUCUUCUACUAAUAAAAUUCAUCUUGUCAUUUAUUUUCAAAUAAUAAAUAUUCUA